Phragmites australis (common reed) is the source of this 2155-nucleotide messenger RNA. RefSeq names its product galactoside 2-alpha-L-fucosyltransferase-like. Bases 256 to 1962 code for a protein of 568 amino acids. Lineage: Eukaryota; Viridiplantae; Streptophyta; Magnoliopsida; Poales; Poaceae. Gene Ontology annotation, molecular function: galactoside 2-alpha-L-fucosyltransferase activity. The record is from RefSeq and is a predicted model, not a curated record. Gene Ontology annotation, biological process: cell wall biogenesis; xyloglucan biosynthetic process. The transcript has 2 exons. Gene Ontology annotation, cellular component: membrane; Golgi apparatus.
AGUGGGCGUUGCAGAAACCAACAAGGGAACGGUACUUGGUAUGUGUAUGAUCGGGCACACGUCGGCGUCACUCCCUCUCCUUCCAUUUCAAGGACCCCGCAGCUUCUAACAGGUUGACCAUCUCCAAGCCUCCAAGGAGGAGGAGAGAAGCCGGCACAGGCAACACACGGAUCAAAACGUGAGCUUAAGAGGCAGAGGGGAUCAAGAAGCAGAGCAGGUAGUAGAGCCACAUAGUUAGUGAGGGGAGGGAAGGAGAUGGACAUGAAGCGGGCGCGGAGCCCUCGGGCUCCGGCCGACGGCGAGGAGGACAAGAAGAGAGCCGGGUGGCGCGGCGGCGGUGUUCGGCCGAAGAUGGUGUUGGUAGGCUUCCUCCUCACCCUGCCUCUGCUGGUGUUCGUCUUCGGCGGCCGCUGGGGCAGUAGCUCCUACCCCUCUUCCCCUUCCGGCCUCAAGCCCGUCGGCCGCCACGUUGCCGCCGGCGAAACGCCCCAGAGUCAAAAAACUGCAACUCCGAAGGAUGUCUCUGCAUCAAACACAGCUCUGUCCCAGGACAAACUUCUCGGAGGAUUACUCUCUGCGGCAUUCGAAGAAUCCUCCUGCCAGAGCCGCUACAAAUCCAACCUUUACCGGAAGCCUUCUCCUUUCCCGCUCUCCCCUUACCUCGUGCAGAAGCUGAGGAAGUACGAGGCGUACCACAAGAAGUGCGGCCCGGGGACCAAACGCUACCGCCGGGCCAUCAAGCAGCUCAAGGACGGGCGCAACGUCGACAACUCGGAGUGCAAGUAUGUGGUGUGGUUCCCCUGCAACGGCCUCGGCAACCGCAUGCUCACCAUCGCCUCCACGUUCCUGUACGCGCUCCUCACCGACCGGGUGCUCCUCAUGCACGUCGCGCCGGAGCAGGAGGGCCUCUUCUGCGAGCCCUUCCCGGGCAGCUCGUGGGUGCUCCCCGGGGACUUCCCCCACAACAACCCCCAGAAGCUCCACGUCGGCGCGCCGGAGAGCUACGUCAACAUGCUCAAGAACAACGUCAUCCGCAACGACGUGCCGGCGUCGUCGUUGCCACCGUACGUCUAUCUCCACGUCGAGCAGUCCCGCUUGAAGCUGUCUGACAACGUCUUCUGCGACGAGGACCAGGUAACGCUCAGCAAGUUCAACUGGAUGAUACUCAAGUCUGACAGCUACUUCGCGCCGGCGCUCUUCCUGACGCCGAUGUUCGAGAACGAGCUCGCGAUGAUGUUCCCGCAGAAGGAGGCCGUGUUCCAUCACCUCGGCCGGUACCUCUUCCACCCGACGAACAGAGUCUGGGGAAUCAUAAGAAGAUACUACGAAGCGUAUCUUGCCAGAGUGGACGAGAAGAUCGGGUUUCAGAUCCGGAUUUUUCCGGAGAAGCCGAUCAAGUUUGAGAACAUGUAUGAUCAGCUCAUCAGGUGCAUCAGGGAGCAGCAGCUGUUGCCUGAACUCGGCACUGCCGAGCCGACGAACACGACUGCUGAUGCAGGGAAGGUGAAGGCCGUCCUGAUCGCUUCCCUGUACUCGGGGUACUACGAUAAGAUACGUGCCAUGUACUACGAGAGCCCGACCAAGACCGGCGAGAUCGUCGCGGUGUACCAGCCAAGCCACGAGGAGCAGCAGCAGUACACGUCGAACGAGCACAACCAGAAGGCGCUGGCCGAGAUCUACCUGCUCAGCUACUGCGACAAGAUCACGAUGAGCGCCUGGUCCACCUUCGGGUACGUCGCGUACAGCUUCGCCGGCGUGAAACCGUGGAUCCUGAUCCGGCCGGACUGGGACAAGGAGAGGUCCGAGGUCGCGUGCGUCCGGUCGACGUCCGUCGAGCCGUGCCUGCACUCGCCGCCGAUCCUCGGGUGCAAGGCCAAGAAGGAAGUCGACGUGGCCGCCGUCAAGCCGUACGUCCGGCACUGCGAGGACGUUGGGUUCGGUCUCAAGUUGUUCGACAGCUAACUUGGACUGGAGCAGCCAGUUCGGUUCAGUUUCGCCCUCCGAACGUGUUUUGGGGAUUCGUUUUAUUCGUUUUCGAUACCUACCUGUACACGUGGAAAUUGCAAAGAUGGCUUUCUGUACUGCAUUCAAAUUCGUUCUUCAUAAAACAAUUCGGGAUAUUAUUAGAGGAGAGUAUGCCUUUGCCUUGUUGGAA